Messenger RNA from Cyphellophora attinorum, 2496 nucleotides. Its product is annotated as putative glycosidase. NCBI's taxonomy places the organism in Eukaryota, Fungi, Ascomycota, Eurotiomycetes, Chaetothyriales, Cyphellophoraceae. The record is from RefSeq and is a predicted model, not a curated record. Gene Ontology annotation, molecular function: peptide-N4-(N-acetyl-beta-glucosaminyl)asparagine amidase activity; carbohydrate binding. The transcript is spliced from 2 exons. The coding region runs from base 1 to 2496 and encodes 831 amino acids. Gene Ontology annotation, biological process: carbohydrate metabolic process; protein quality control for misfolded or incompletely synthesized proteins; glycoprotein catabolic process. Gene Ontology annotation, cellular component: cytosol; nucleus.
AUGGAGGACUUGCAGCUGCUAUUAAAUUCUGCAUCUACGGCUGCCGCCACUGCAACCGCCGCCGCCAUGAUUGGUCUCACGAAAAUUGCUGGGAUUGCGGCAGUGGCAUCGACUGCCACAGCUGCAGUUGUUGGCGGAAGGGAUGCUCUACAGUAUGUCAAUCAUUUCAUUGGAACAAACAAUGGAAUACACGCCGGACACGUCUUUCCCGGAGCAAACCUGCCUUUCGGCAUGGCAAAAGCGGUCGCGGAUGUCAACGGCGACCACAGGCAAGGUGGCUUCAGCUUGACAGAGGCUGGUGUGACGGGUUUCUCCCACAUGCAUGACUCUGGUACUGGAGGAGGAGCAUCACUGGGCAACUUCCCUCUCUUCAUUCAGGCAGGAUGUCCCGGCGACGAGCUCAAUCGCUGUAAGUUCAACAAGAAAGACCGCGCCGUGAACUACACCGCAGGCACGCCAAUGGCUCAUCCUGGUUAUUUCUCGAUUCAGCUCAACACAAGCAUCAUUGCGGAAAUGACGACUACAAACCACACCGCUCUAUAUCGCUUCACUUUGCCUGAUGUGCCCGUGCCGCCUUUCAAUCUCACUGGCAUAAGCGAGCCAGCUCCGCUGAGUCCAAUGAUCUUAGCAGAUCUGACGGAUCUCAGUGACUCCAGAAUCAACGGCACAGCAAGCGUUGAUCCUACCACCGGCCGAAUGACAGGGAGUGGUCAAUUUCUUCCCACGUUUGGUAUUGGCAACUACUCGCUGCAUUUCUGCGCGGACUUCAGGGGGGCCUCUGUGCGAGAGACAGGCGUGUUCGUAAACAAUCGAGCAGGCUCAGAGCCAAAGACUAUCAAUAUGGUCGACGAUGGGCUCAAUAACUCUCCUGAAAUACUGCCUGCUGGCGUAUAUGCUUGGUUUGAUGCUCCAGAACAGGACAAUCAGAUUCUUGCCAGGGUGGGGGUUAGCUUCAAAUCCGUGGAGCAAGCGUGUGGGCAUGCGGAGCGCGAGAUACCAGACUUCGACUUCAAUGCAACGUACAAUGCCGCAGAGGCCGCCUGGGCAGACAAAUUUUCGGUGCUCUCUGUCGAUACAGGUGCUGUGAACAACUCACUACAAUCGACUUUCUGGUCCGGAUUCUACCGGGCCCAUAUUUCGCCACAGGACUAUACAGGUGAGAACUAUCUGUGGGAGUCCGAUGAGCCAUACUACGAUAGCUAUUACUGCAUGUGGGACUCGUACCGCGUCAUCCACCAAGCCAUUACGCUUUUCGAUCCGUGGUCGCAGACCCAAAUGAUCAGAACCCUCCUUGACAUUUAUCGACACGAAGGCAAACUGCCGGAUUGCCGGAUGUCCCUGUGCAAAGGCUUCACCCAAGGUGGCAGCAGCGCUGAUAUCGUCUUAGUGGACGCCUUCCUCAAGAACAUUACUGAUGGCAUCGACUGGCAAUUGGCCUACGAAGCCAUCGUUUCAGACGCCGAGGAAGAGCCCCUCAAUUGGGCCGUCGAGGGCCGUGGAGGCCUGCUUUCGUGGAAGUCGCUCAACUAUAUUCCUGCUGACGACUUUGAUCCAUACGGCACAGGGCUAUUUACUCGCUCUGCCAGCAGGACCAUCGAGUACGCCUACAACGAUUUUUGUAUAGCAACGAUGGCGAAGGGACUCGGCAAUGAAGGCGACUAUGAGAAGUACAUCGAAAGGAGCACGUACUGGCGGAACGUCUGGAAAGAGGAUCAGACAUCCUUUCUCAACGGGACGGACUCUGGCUUUGUCGGAUUUCUGAUGCCCAGGUAUCUGAACGGGACUUUCGGCUACCAAGACACCUUCACCUGUUCUCUACUACAGAACUUCACAUCGUGCUACCUCAAUCCCGAUGGCACGGAGUUCUACGAGGGAAGCUCAUGGCUUUAUUCGUUCUUGGCGGCCCCUGGCGACAUGGCAUCUCUCAUCGCCGCGAUGGGCGGGCGGGAGACCUUCAUCAAACGCUUGGACUAUUGGCACGAAACUCCUGAGCUCGCUUACAUGGGCAAUGAGCAACCAUUCCAGACCGUAUUCCAGUAUCACCACGCUGGACGUCCAGGCAAGUCCGCCGAGCGAAUUCAUCAAUAUAUACCAUCUCAAUUCAACGACUCGAUUCCUGUUGGAAUCCCUGGAAAUGAUGACUCCGGCGCCAUGGGCUCCUUCGUGGUGUUGUCUAUGAUGGGAACCUACCCAAAUCCCGGGACUGAUCAAUACUACCUUACUCCGCCUUUCUUCCCCGAGGUAAAUCUCACCAAUCGAAUGACAGGCAACACGGUCACCCUACGCAAUGUCAACUUCGAUGCAGGGUAUACCAACAUUUACAUCCAAAGUGCAACGUUGAAUGGUGAAAACUACACGAAGAACUACAUUACCCAUGACUUCUUCCUGGAGGGAGGAAUUCUAGAAUUCACGCUCGGCGCGAAUGAAAGUGCCUGGGGCACGCGACAGGAAGACUGCCCUCCCAGUCUGACGACGGACAAUGGGAUAUGGGACUGA